AUGUUGGAAUUAACAGUCCCUUGGGAAGAAAAUAUGGACGAAGCCCACAAAAGGAAGUUUGGGAAAUAUUUACUGAUUGUAGAGGAAUCAUUAUCUAUCUAUCUAUCUAUAUCUAUCUAUCUAUCUAUCUAUCUAUAUAUAUUUCUUCUUCCUUAUUUCUACUUCCCUUUCCUCUGCUUCUUUCUUAUUCACUUCAUUCUUUUCCUUUCUUUUUCAUUUAUUUCUCUGUCCAAUUAUUCCUCCUUUUUUCCCCCUCCUCAUUUUUUUUUUAUCUUUCGAUCUCUUUCCUUAUUUCUUAUUGCUUUAUUUGGAUUUUUUUUUCUCCUAUUUAUUUCUCUUUUAUUCUCUUCAUUCACUUUCCUUCACCUCCAAAUAUCUAUCUAUCUAUCACUCUGUCUAUUCACUCUGAUAAUAUCUAUCUUUAUAUUUACUCUGUUAAUAUCUAUCUAUCUAUCUAUCUAUCUAUCUGUCUAUCUAUGUAUUCACUCUGUUAAUAUCUAUCUAUCUUUUCACUCUGCUAAUAUCUAUCUAUCUUUUCACUCUGUUAAUAUCUAUCUAUCUUUUCACUCUGUUAAUAUCUAUCUCUUCAUCUUUUAA
Acanthosepion pharaonis is the source of this 597-nucleotide messenger RNA. NCBI's taxonomy places the organism in Eukaryota, Metazoa, Mollusca, Cephalopoda, Sepiida, Sepiidae. The record is from the annotation of a GenBank genome assembly.